This is a messenger RNA of Plasmodium relictum, 1257 nucleotides long. It is a transcript of the gene IMC1l, whose product is annotated as inner membrane complex protein 1l, putative. The transcript has a single exon. The record is from RefSeq and is a predicted model, not a curated record. NCBI's taxonomy places the organism in Eukaryota, Apicomplexa, Aconoidasida, Haemosporida, Plasmodiidae. Bases 1 to 1257 code for a protein of 418 amino acids.
AUGAAGAGUAGUAAUAAUAUACCAAUAGAACUUAAUUGUGAAAAUUUAGGAUUUAAAAAAUUCCCAAUAGUUGGUUAUCCACUUAAUGUAUAUAAUGGAAAAUUUGAAAAUCCAAUAUAUAAAAGGGAUAUAAGAAGACAAUUCCAUUCCAAUCCAAUUAUUAUAAAAAAAUAUUCGAAUCCUCCAUUUUUCAAAGUACCACGAUAUAGAUUAAAUUAUGCUCAAAAAAAUGUUCACGUUCCUGUCUUUCAUAAGAUUCCUAAGAUUGUCGAAAUUCCAGAAAUUAGAGAAAUAACUAAAUUUGUAGAUGUUGUGAAAGUGGUAGACGUUCCUGUGGAACAAGUUAGAAUGAUUCCCAAAUUAAAAAUAAGGGAAGUUGAAAAAAUUAGACAUAUUCCAGGACCAAUAGAAUAUAUUGAUAUUCCACAGGAGCAUAUUAUCCAUAAACCAUAUACAGAAGUAAUGGAAAAAAUUUAUGAAAUACCUGAAAUUGAAGAUAUUGAAAUCGAGGUACCUAUUUAUGUGCCAACACCAGUUGGACCUCCAGAAGAUAUUCAUAUAGAUAUUCCUUUACCAUAUGAUGUUCCACAAUUUUGUUUUAAACCAGACAAAAAUAUACCUCAAAGAAUUCCAAUUCCUACACUUCACAAUAUGAAUAAUAUCCCUAAUAUUUAUUUUCAAAAUGAGAGAUUUAGUGAGCAUUUACCAAAAGUAGAUAUUUCCAAUAAAAAUCAAAAAAACAUAUAUUCAUCGCCACCAAUGGAAUGUGGUACUAAAAAAAUGAAAAUAAACGAUAAUAAUACAUACUGUAAAACGGAAUACGAUAAGAAUGAAAAUAAUAUAAAUAAAAACUUUGAUAAUUAUGGUCAACAAAAUAGAACUAAAAUUUCUAAUGAAAACACAGAUUACUAUAAAUAUAAUAUUAAUUAUGACAGUAUCAGUAAUACACGAGAUACACCAAAAAAUGAAAAUAAUGUUAAUUCAUCAGAUAAAAACGAAAAGUAUUAUUAUUCCUAUUCAUCUUAUAAUAAAUAUAACAGAAAUAAUAUAGAAAAAAAUAUCCAAUAUGAUAAAAUAGAUGGUUAUUCUAAUAACUAUGGAGAUAAUAAAAAUUAUAUAUAUGAUGAUGAAUUUGAAAACAAGAGCAGUAAAAAUAAAAAUUAUAUAUAUGAUGAUGAAUUUGAAAAUAAGGGAAGUAACAAUAAUGAUUUUACAGCAGAAAUUAUAGUCCAAAAAAAAAAAAAUUUUCAUAAUUAA